This is a messenger RNA of Cladophialophora psammophila CBS 110553, 618 nucleotides long. RefSeq lists its product as uncharacterized. The record is from RefSeq and is a predicted model, not a curated record. The transcript is spliced from 3 exons. Lineage: Eukaryota; Fungi; Ascomycota; Eurotiomycetes; Chaetothyriales; Herpotrichiellaceae. The coding region runs from base 1 to 618 and encodes 205 amino acids.
AUGGCUAAAGUUAGGCUCAGUAACCUCGAACGUCGGAGACUAAGAGAGGAGUGCCGGGAGCUUCUUUCGAAGCACAUUGGCAUCAAAGUACACCCGUCUCAGGUUCGUCUUAUGCCUAAAUCGUCUGAUCCGUAUAGAUGGAAAAUCAUGCCGGAAAAGGAGGAAGCUCUAUCCGGGCUUUUCUCUAAGAAUAUAAGCGAUCAUUCUAUACGCGCUUAUCGAGAACUAUGUGAAGGAGUGGACAAAACCUUUGAGGCUGUUUCGUCAACCCCACCACCUACAAACGCCCUAGAUUCUGUUGUAUCGCUUCAAGGCCCUGAAGAGAGCUUUAGCGCAAAAAUUGAGCACCUCGAAAAUGAAAGUGCUCGUUUAUUCCACGAGCUAUGUCAGUGGAGAGAUAAGGCGACAGCUGAAUCAAAAGGCAGACAACUUGCAGAAGAAGAAGCCAACCGACUGUACGACACUAAUCAGCAGCUUCAAGAUCGAAUUCGGGAUUACUCAGAUAGGGCAAAUUACCUAACAGGUCGAGUCAUGAAAUGCUUCGAGGGACUAGACAAAGUACUCCCAGUGCUCGAGGAGCUAAAAUCAGGGUUAACUUUGGGUGUUUCUUCCGGCUAG